This is a messenger RNA of Caenorhabditis elegans, 1933 nucleotides long. RefSeq names its product proline--tRNA ligase (gene pars-1). Gene Ontology annotation, biological process: prolyl-tRNA aminoacylation; tRNA aminoacylation for protein translation. NCBI's taxonomy places the organism in Eukaryota, Metazoa, Nematoda, Chromadorea, Rhabditida, Rhabditidae. Gene Ontology annotation, molecular function: aminoacyl-tRNA ligase activity; nucleotide binding; ATP binding. Gene Ontology annotation, cellular component: cytoplasm. The record is from RefSeq and is marked reviewed.
UUUGGGAAGUAAUGUCGACGAAAGAAGAAAUUACAAAAGAGAUCGAGGAGCAAGGAGCCGAAGUCCGCCGUGUGAAAGGUGACAAGAACUCCACAGAGGAAGCAAAAAAAGAAGCAAUCGACAAGCUUCUUGCUCUGAAGCUUACUUACAAGGAGGUUACCGGACAAGAGUACGCAGCUCCAAAUGCUCGUCAAUCCAAACCAAAGAAGGAAGAGAAACCAAAACAACAGCCAAAGCAACAAGAAAAGAAACAAGAUGGAAAGAAGCAGACAUUGUUAGGAGUUGGAACCAAGAAAGAUGAUAACUAUUCGGAAUGGUACAGUGAAGUUAUCACUAAGGCAGAAAUGAUCGAAUACUAUGAUGUAUCUGGUUGCUAUGUUCUUAGACCAUGGUCAUUUGCAGUUUGGGAAUCUAUUCAAGAAUGGUUUGAUUCUGGAAUUAAGAAAUUAGGAGUGAAGAACUGCUACUUCCCAAUGUUCGUAUCAAAUGCUGCCCUCGAACGCGAAAAGACUCAUAUUGCUGAUUUUGCCCCAGAAGUUGCUUGGGUUACUCGUGCUGGAAACUCUGAAAUGGCCGAACCAAUCGCUAUUCGCCCAACUUCAGAGACAGUUAUGUACCCAUCUUACAAGAAAUGGGUUCAAUCUCAUCGCGAUCUUCCAAUCAAGUUGAACCAAUGGUGCAAUGUUGUUCGAUGGGAGUUCAAGCAUCCAACACCAUUCCUUCGUACUCGUGAAUUUCUCUGGCAAGAGGGACAUACGGCUUUUGCCAACCCAGCAGACGCUGAAAAAGAGGUUUUCCAAAUCCUUGAUCUCUACGCAGGAGUCUACACUGAUUUGCUCGCUAUCCCAGUUGUGAAGGGACGAAAGAGUGAGAAGGAAAAGUUUGCUGGAGGAGAUUUUACGACGACAGUCGAAGCAUACGUGGCAUGCAAUGGUAGAGGAAUCCAAGGAGCAACUUCUCACCAUCUCGGACAAAAUUUCUCCAAGAUGUUUGAUAUUUCGUACGAGGAUCCAGCGAAGGAAGGAGAACGAGCAUUCGCUUGGCAAAAUUCGUGGGGUCUUUCCACUCGUACCAUUGGUGCAAUGGUAAUGAUUCACGGAGAUGACAAGGGAUUAGUACUUCCACCAAGAGUUGCCGCUGUUCAAGUUAUUGUUGUUCCAGUUGGAUUCAAGACUGAGAACAAGCAAUCGCUUUUCGAUGCUGUUGAUAAGGUUACCAAGGAUUUGGUCGCGGAUGGAGUAAAGGCUGAGCACGAUUUGAGAGAAAACUACAAUGCUGGCUGGAAGUUCAAUCAUUGGGAAUUGAAAGGAGUCCCAAUCCGUUUUGAGGUCGGACCAAAUGAUUUGGCAAAGAACCAGGUAACCGCUGUAAUCCGUCACAACGGAGAGAAGAAACAACUUUCCCUGGAAGGACUGUCUAAAACUGUCAAAUCUCUUCUUGAUGAAAUUCAUACUGCUAUGUACAAUAAGGUACUCGCUCAACGUGACUCUCACCUGAAGAGCACCACGUGCAUCGAAGAAUUCAAGAAGCUUCUUGACGAGAAGUGCAUUAUACUGUCCCCAUUCUGUGGUCGUCCAGACUGUGAAGAGGAAAUCAAGAAGGCAUCAACAAGAGAAGACGGAGAAGGCGCACAGAUGGGAGCCAAGACGUUAUGUAUUCCAUUGGAUCAACCAAAACAAGAACUUCCAUCAAAAUGUCUUUUCCCAUCAUGCACAUACAAUGCCAAGGCUUUCGCUCUGUUUGGAAGAAGUUAUUAAUUUUCACGUCUACGUCCCUAAUAACUAAAUAUUCAGAAGCAUAGUAUUUAUUCGUUGUCCUCUGUUUUUGCUAUUUAUUUUUUUUGGUGAUUGUUUCAUUUGUCUUCAUACAUCCUACUAUUGCUCGUUUUUUUCAUUUGUUCUGAAUAUCAUUAAAAAUAAAAAUUAAAAAUAAA